Molecule: messenger RNA, 1305 nt
Organism: Hordeum vulgare subsp. vulgare (domesticated barley)
Lineage: Eukaryota; Viridiplantae; Streptophyta; Magnoliopsida; Poales; Poaceae
Product: E3 ubiquitin-protein ligase SINA-like 4
Exons: 2
Coding region: 135-1088 (317 amino acids)
Molecular function (GO): zinc ion binding
Source: RefSeq, a predicted model, not a curated record
AUGGCAACGGCAGGCAUGGUUAGCCUCGCACGCUACCUUUUUACUACUCAAUAACUCCCCAGCUGCUGCUUGUUUUACCGUGCACACUCCACCUCUCGCACCCACACCAAGAACAGGGCCUUGUUUCCUCCAGGAUGCAGGUUGCAGCCGGCUGCAAGGGCUCGCCGGUGGCGACGGAGACGGAGAUGGGCGACCCUCAGAGCGCCGAGGAGCCGAGGCUGGCGGCCGAGCCACUCCUCCAUGCACCGAUGAAGCAAGAGAUUGCCGUGCACCAAGCGGCCGGAGACAGCGGCGCGGUCGUGGCGGCGGACCACGGCUCCAGGAUGGAGAUCGCCGUGAAGAUGGACGUGACCCUGCUCCAUUGCGCCCUCUGCUUCAGCCCCUUGAAGCCCCCCGUCUUCCAGUGCAAGGGCGGGCACGUGGCCUGCGGCCGCUGCGUCGCGGAGCCCUGCGCGGAGUGCGGCGGCGCCUUCGACGCCCGCAACGCGGCGAUGGACGCCGUCGUCUCCUCGACCACGGUCGACUGCGACCACGCCGGCUGCGGGCGCUACGUCACCUACCACGACCUCGCCGGCCACCGCGGCGAGUGCCCGCACGCGCCCUGCGCAUGCACGGCCCCCGGCUGCGCCUUCGCCGGCCCGGCGCCGGCGCUCCUCGGCCACCUGACCACCCUCCACUCCAUGCCCGUGCACAGGGUCCAGUACGGCAAGGUCCUCGUGCUCCAGGUGCCGGCGUCGCAGGAGCCGCGGGGCCUGCUGCUCGGGGACGAGGACGGCCGCGCGUUCCUCAUCGUCGGCGGCGCGCUCGGCCCCGGCGCGGCCGUGUCGGCGGUGUGCGUCAGGGCGGAGGCGAUGGUGUGGCCGCGGUACACGCUCAAGGUGUGGGCGAGCGGGCCGGCGCCGGCGCCCAACCGGAAGGGCAAGGCCGACACCGUCAUGGCGGAGAUCGAGGUGACGAGCAGCACGGCGCCCGGCGCCGUCGCCGUCGAGGAGCUGGCGUACCUGGCGGUGCCGCCCAAGUUGCUGGUUGGGGCAGGGGCGUCCCGCCGGAUGUCUCUCAAGAUUCGCAUAGACAAGUUCACCUCCUGAUGAGUUGCUUAUUAGUCCGCUACUACAUUUUCACUUAAUGCAGGGUUUAGGUUAGUUUGGAAAGGUUCUCAUGCAUUGCAAUUUGAAGAUGAUGGAUUUUGGUUGCAGUUCAGUAUAGUACAGUAGUAGUAGUUCAACAUCACACCAGGUACUUUGCAAAUUUUUAACGGUGAAAACUGUUUCGUGGCCGUUGGAUUCGAAGCCUAGAUGUUUGAAA